AUGCUGUUGGGACCUGUGCUCCAGUCACCGGAGCUGCUGCAACCCGUGCUCAAGCUGGAGCCACCGGUGUUCCUCAAGAUGCUAGUGUUCCUAGAGGAGCUGCUGCAAUCCGUGCUCAAGCUGGAGCCACCGGUUUUCCUCAAGAUGUUGGUGUUCCUAAAACUUGUGCUCCUCAAAUUGGUGCUUUUCCCGUUGGUGCAUGGUGGUCAACGUCAUCUACUAGUGAAGGAAAAUUUUCACUUUGUUGGUGCUGCAAUGGGUCAAUCUUCGAUGUCUCCAAUUGAUUUGGGUGCUAGAAGAACUCCUUCUCCAGCACAAAAAACUGAUGAUCUAGUGGAUGAUGUAGAUGUAGAAGAAACUGAAACAAUUAACGUCGAUGAGAAUUUUAGAACCGACAGGCGUUUGAACUGGUCGGUUGAUGAAGAUAAACGAUUGUGUUGCUACUGGUCGUGCUGUAGACAGGUGUUUCUAGCACUUGUGCUCCUUCAACAAUGCUCAUUAAAUUAUUUUCUUCAUGAAAACUAUUUAUAUAAACUUGCAUCGAGAAGGAUGAUUUUUAGUGAUGAAGUCUUGAAGUUGACUCAUUUCAACUUUUGCUUUUUUGGUGCUCCAGCAAUUGUUGGUGACAACACCCCUUCUGAUGGUGUACCCAAGCAACAAGAAGUUAUGCAACAUCUAUGCCAGCCCCUUUGCAUCCUUCUGGUUUUCUCAAUGAGGAUGAACAACCCCAUGGAUUCUGACUCACUACAGGAGCAAUUGCUAAGUGGGGACAGAAGGAAGGCUGUGGCAAUGAGGCAACAUCUAUUCAGUUAG
This is a messenger RNA of Miscanthus lutarioriparius, 813 nucleotides long. NCBI's taxonomy places the organism in Eukaryota, Viridiplantae, Streptophyta, Magnoliopsida, Poales, Poaceae. The record is from the annotation of a GenBank genome assembly.